UUUCUCAAGAAAAGUUUCUAAACAAGCCGCAAAUCAUUAAAAAAUGGAGUUGGUAAUUUCAACCCACAUUAAACUACAAAAUCCCCUAUGUGUCACAUUUAAAACUGAAUUUACGUCCUUACAAAGAAGAUUCUCGAUUAAAUGCAGUAACACGACUAUUUUAAGUAAGAUUUUCAAGUUACACUUGCACAAAAUGGUAUGAAAAUUAGGAUAUCAUAAAUAAAAAAAAUCUUCCCAACUUUGAAGGGAGAGCUUCCUAAAGUCAGCGAGGCAAGCAGGCAGGCCGGAGUAAGAGAGAGAUUGCAUGGUCCCACGGCUCGUACUUUCAAAGAAGUGAAGAAUUAUGCGGGCGGCCGGUUGUUCUCGUACGGAAUGGUAUCAUCGUUAUUCUCCCAAACGUCGGGGGCAAUCCAGAACUUUUGACCGGAUCCGUAUUUGUUUUAUAUACGGAACGAUCCUCGGGUUUCAAGAGUUGCAGGGUCGUAGGCCGUUGGACGGAACUCGCCGGAAGCCAGCAGGCGAAUCUUCGAAAGAGUUCUCGUUCUUCUCUCCCUUCCUCCCGCCUCUUCGAAGUUUCCUCCCAAAUCUUAAGGGCUUUGGAGUGGAUUAAAUAUUCGAGCAUUCUUUAAAUCUUGGACUUGGAAGAGGAUUUUUGUGCUCUGGUUUGAAUUCUUGUUUGGAAGAAUCCAGGAAUAAGCAUUACAUUAGGUUCUAUUAAAGCUACGGGUUUGGAGGAGUUUUUUUCGUGGAAUGCUGAAUUCCACAACUUUUCACGAUUCUGUUGGUGAUUUGGGAGCUGCUGCGGUGUAUGCGUAAAGAUUUGUGCCUCUGGGUUGAGAGAUUCAUUACGGAGGUAAAAUGGAGAAGUCUUUGUUGUCCAUCCUGGUGGACACUCAGAGGGGUGGAGGGCAAUCCAUCCUUGCCACGAUGAAGUUUGCUAUUCUGCCAAUUGCAAAGGUCUUCACUAUCUGCUUUAUGGGGUGUCUCAUGGCCUCCAAGUAUGUGAAUAUCCUUCCUGCCAAUGGCCGUAAGCUUCUUAAUGGGCUAGUCUUCUCUCUCCUCCUUCCUUGUCUAAUAUUUUCUCAACUUGGAAGAGCAAUUACUCUAGAAAAUUUGUUGGAGUGGGCUAUACAAGCGAAAGGCUCUAUUCUGCACGGUUGGGAGCAGAUGAAGGAAGCAAGGGAAUCUCAUAUCUCUGAUCCAUAACCUUUGGGUGGAGGCGAGAGGGUUACCUGACUCCAAAAUCUAUUAUUUUUUAAUUUUUUUAGUUGUAUUCAUAUCUGUAACGUAUGAUACAUUUAUUUUAGAAAAAAUAUUAUAAUACGUGCAUUGUC
Phoenix dactylifera (date palm) is the source of this 1334-nucleotide messenger RNA. The record is from RefSeq and is a predicted model, not a curated record. Lineage: Eukaryota; Viridiplantae; Streptophyta; Magnoliopsida; Arecales; Arecaceae.